Molecule: messenger RNA, 2114 nt
Organism: Physella acuta
Lineage: Eukaryota; Metazoa; Mollusca; Gastropoda; Physidae
Product: TBCC domain-containing protein 1
Biological process (GO): maintenance of Golgi location; maintenance of centrosome location
Cellular component (GO): spindle pole centrosome
Source: RefSeq, a predicted model, not a curated record
UUCCUUAACGUCUGUUUACAAAUGGACGAUCCACACAAAUUUCAAAUCUAACCCCUUGGACUUCAAGCAAAGAUAUUCCAAGUAGAUGAGAAUCUCUGGCCAUUUUUAUUCUAAAGACAAUAUAUAAAUAUCAAAUCAGAAGAAUGGCUACAAAAUCAAUUUCAGUUUGGGUUAAAGCAGAACCUUUCAGUUAUGGAACCAUUCCUGUUGCUCCACAUCCACGUUUAAAUAGUACUAAUAUACGAAAAAUAGUAAUCUAUUCUAAGAAUAAAGGAAGUGCUGGGUUUCCAAGAUUAAGUUAUUCAAUGUGGCAACAUAUUGCUUGCAACAAGCUUCAUUUGUCUGAAGAUCUUGCCUGGAUGUAUUUCCACACCUGUCAGUUUUUCACAGAGAACCCUUCACCGAUAGAAUGUAUAGAAAAAGAUGAAAUGUUUGCUCUAUGCAAGGACCAGCAUGAAAAAAAUAAACUUGUGGCCCAUGAAUCAGUAAACCUCUACAAGUUUGUGAUUUUCCUGAGCAUGCAACAGCUGUACAGAAUGUCACUGAGAACAUCACUAGUUGCUGGUGAUGAAUGGCCAAGCACAUCUAGCUCUGCAACAACUUGUGAUUUGGAUGGUCGGUCUACACCCAGAGGGGGUACCACUAAGUCUCUGGAUGAUCACAGCCACCAGCUCUUUGUACAGAACAACAUUGGUGAACUUACAGAUCUGAUAUCUGAUGAAGACAGCAAAAUGUCAGGUGUCGGUCUAGCUAGCGCAACAAAACAUUUAUCACUAGAGGCUAUUGAAGCUCUGGGCUUCGUCUUAAUUGGCAGGGUGGAGAACUCAUCCUCGUUACACUCCUUACAUGACCUGGCACUCUUGCAAGUAGUCCAACAGCAGACAGGAUAUCAAAAGGCAACCAGAUCUUUCCCCACACGACAGUUCACCAUGUGGCUGAAAGAAUGUCUCAUACAAAACCCAUUCAAUGUCUCCGCUUGUAUAGCCUCAGGGACAAGGCUGUCUUGGCCUUUCAUUGGUGAAGAUCAGAAAUCCGAGCAGAGUCACAAACGUGGAAAAAUUGCAACAAAUGCACAUUUGGUGCCUAAAGAUCACAUCAAAGGCAACAAGAUGAUAAUAAUGAGUCAAGUCAGUAAACAAACAAUAGCUAGGAGUUCAGGUACCUUAGAGAUGAGUACAGUGAAGAUACAUCGCAGCCAUCACUCAUAUCUAUACCUGUUGUCUCCCCUCAGGUCUGUGACCAUUGAGAAAUGUCGAAACACAACACUUAUACUAGGACCAGUAGAGGCCACAGUGCAUGUCAGUGGGUGUGAGAACGUGACUAUCAUAGCACCAUGUAGGAACUUGAUGAUCAGUGGAUCCACCCUGUGUACCCUGUACCUGCUGACCCCCCACCGCCCACUACUUCUGAGUGGCAAUGACACCAUCAUGCUGGCGCCCUACCACACCUUCUAUGCCAGUCUGGAGGAGCACAUGGUCAAAGCUGGCAUUAGCACGGCGCCAAAUCUGUGGGACCAGCCACUUUGUAUAGGACCUGACCACAGAGAUGACCAACCAGUAUGGCAGAUCCUACCUGAGUCAGAGUUUUAUCCCUUCUCUGUGCCAUUUGAAAUGCAAGGUUCAACAAAGGCUAUCCCUGGCAGUCUGCCUUCCUACUAUCAGAAGGAGCUGAACAAGAGGCAGAAGCAGAUUGACACCUGGCAGCACAUGGUCAAGGAUGCCGGACUUUCCAGAGAGCAGAGGAAAGAGUUCCAGACUUUGGUGGAGUCAAGGUUUCAUAUCUGGCUCUCAGAGACUGGUCACAAGCGUGAACUGGACAGCCUUGUUGUUCCUCUACAGCCGGUCAUAGAGAAAAGAUAAAGACAGAAUCCCCCCGAAUAGUUUUUAUCUAACUAGCUCUAACUUAUUACCCAACUCAAAUGCUGGUGCUAUAAAGGAUAGGUUAACUAUAAGGAAGCAAUAUGAAAGUAUGUGCAGACAGGACUGUACUUAAGUUAAGAAUUAUGUUAUAGUUUUUAUUGUGAUAGUAUGCAAGAAAGAUAACUCUAAAUUUAAAAUAAAUUCAGAGUUACAGUUCCUACAAUGUGUGAUACUGGUAGAUACUAAUAUAAAAUA